AAACCAAGCAGCAGCUGCAGGCAUCAAUCAAAGGCUCAGCGCAAACGCGUGGUCUGUUUCGGUCCGUAGAUCACUUGUUAUUCCCUGCUCUUCUCUCCCACCAGACCAAGAUGUUCGCCAAAUUGAGAGGCCAUUUUACAAUUUCCCAGAUUAACCGGAUCUCUUCUGUACUACAACCACUCCAUCAGCAGCACUAUUCUCCCAAAUCCCAACAACCAUGUCUCUGACCAUUAAACUCCACGUUACCACCUCCUACCUCAAUCUCAACCUCAACACUUCCAAAAACACUACCAAAGUCGCAAACUUUAAGGUUAAGCUUCGAACCAAACCCAUUUACCAUUGCGACCCGUUACUCUCCGUCGUCUCCAACAAUUCCGCAAUGCAUGCUUCUGCUCUACCGGGUCAACCCGCCAUCAGGAGCUCGCUGAUUGACCCCGACGGCGGGGCUCUGGUUGAUCUUGUGGUGCCGGAGAGCAAGAAAGCCUCCAAGGCCUUGGAGGCAGAGUCACUGCCCAAGGUGAAUCUUACAAAGGUUGAUCUUGAGUGGGUCCACGUCGUCAGCGAGGGAUGGGCCAGCCCAUUGAGAGGGUUCAUGAGGGAGGACCAGUACUUGCAGAGCUUGCACUUCAAUUCCUUGAGAACCCAAGAUGGGUCUGUGGUCAAUAUGUCGCUUCCCAUUGUGUUGGCUAUUGACGACGAGACUAAGGAGAGAAUUGGGUCGUUGCCUAAUGUGGGGUUGCUUGGACCUAAUGGAGAUUUAAUUGGUAUAUUAAGCAGCAUUGAGAUUUACAAGCAUAACAAAGAAGAAAGGAUUGCUAGAACUUGGGGGUCAACCGCUCCGGGAUUGCCAUAUGUUGAGGAGGCCAUCACACCAGCUGGAAACUGGCUUAUUGGCGGCGAUUUGGAAGUAUUAGAGCAUAUCAAAUAUAACGAUGGGCUUGAUCACUACAGACUCUCUCCUCAACAGCUCCGCAAAGAAUUUGAUAGGCGUCAGGCUGAUGCCGUUUUUGCUUUUCAGCUGAGAAAUCCUGUGCAUAACGGCCAUGCUUUGUUGAUGAACGAUACACGCAGGCGACUCUUGGAAAUGGGCUACAAGAAUCCAAUUCUUUUGCUUCAUCCUUUAGGAGGUUUCACAAAGCCUGAUGAUGUGCCCUUGGAUGUUCGGAUGGAGCAACAUAGCAAGGUCCUAGAAGAUGGAGUUCUUGACCCUGAAACAACCAUUGUGGGUAUAUUCCCAUCACCUAUGCACUAUGCAGGCCCAACUGAGGUACAGUGGCAUGCCAAAGCACGGAUAAAUGCAGGCGCAAAUUUCUACAUUGUGGGCCGUGAUCCUGCCGGUAUGGGACACCCAACAGAGAAGAGGGAUUUAUAUGACCCUGACCAUGGGAAAAAGGUGUUAAGCAUGGCUCCUGGGCUCGAGAAGCUCAAUAUUUUGCCUUUCAGGGUGGCAGCUUAUGACAAUGUGGAGAAAAAGAUGGCAUUUUUUGAUCCUUCGCGUGCUAAAGAUUUCCUCUUCAUCUCUGGAACCAAGAUGAGAGCUUUUGCAAAGAGCGGAGAAAACCCUCCUGAUGGUUUUAUGUGUCCCGGGGGAUGGAAGGUUCUCGUCAACUAUUAUGAGAGCUUGCAAACAGAAGAGGCAUCACAGCAACAAGCCGUUUUGUCGACUUAGAUAUCAAAUCAAUGAUAAAAUUAAUACCAGAGUUUCAGUCAGCUAAGUUAAUUCCAGUCUAGCAGGAGAAGAACGUAGCCGCUAGCCAGAUUAUAACCGACCCAUCGUGUUUGCUAACGAAUGCCUGUAAAAUAUUGAUUUUCUUUUUCCCUUUGUCACCCAAUUUUUUUGUUUAUGAGGUUAUAUUUAUAUAAUGGGCAAGUACUUAUUUUUUUCUACAAUUUAUGCAUUCUUAUUUUGUCCU
Prunus dulcis (almond) is the source of this 1913-nucleotide messenger RNA. Its product is annotated as ATP sulfurylase 2. Gene Ontology annotation, biological process: sulfate assimilation. The record is from RefSeq and is a predicted model, not a curated record. Gene Ontology annotation, molecular function: sulfate adenylyltransferase (ATP) activity; adenylylsulfate kinase activity. Bases 218 to 1669 code for a protein of 483 amino acids. Lineage: Eukaryota; Viridiplantae; Streptophyta; Magnoliopsida; Rosales; Rosaceae. The transcript is spliced from 5 exons.